CACACAACUGGAGACGAGCUCCUCGCAGGAAAGAAAAACUGGAUGGCUUGAUACAAGAGCGGGAGGGCUGCCUUUAAUAAAGAGAGAACGGCGGAGAAGCUCUCGCACCAAGCGGCAACUUUGAGGAGCUGAAAUCACAACCGAAGGUUUGAGAGGUUUCCUCCUGAGUCAAAAUGAGCUGGAGCUUCCUUACACGUCUGUUGGACGAGAUUUCCAACCACUCCACCUUUGUGGGCAAAAUCUGGCUCACCUUCCUCAUUGUCUUCCGCAUCGUGCUGACAGCUGUCGGGGGCGAAUCGAUCUACUACGAUGAACAGAGUAAAUUUGUGUGUAACACACAGCAACCUGGUUGUGAGAAUGUGUGCUACGAUGCUUUCGCGCCGCUAUCGCACAUUCGCUUCUGGGUGUUCCAGGUGAUUAUGAUCACCACCCCCACCAUCAUGUACCUUGGCUUUGCUAUGCAUAAGAUUGCCCGCAUGGAGGACGAUGACUACCGGCCGCGGGGCAGGAAGAGGAUGCCGAUAGUGAGCCGCGGUGCCAACCGGGACUACGAGGAAGCAGAGGACAAUGGGGAGGAGGACCCCAUGAUCCUGGAAGAGAUUGAGCCAGAAAAGGAAAAAGAAGCUGUUGAGAAGCCUAGCAAAAAGCAUGACGGACGGCGUCGCAUAAAGCGUGACGGCCUGAUGAAGGUCUACGUGUUUCAGCUGCUGUCACGUGCCAUCUUUGAGGUCUCGUUCCUGUUUGGACAAUACAUCCUCUAUGGGCUGGAAGUGGUGCCGUCGUACGUAUGCACACGCUCUCCUUGCCCACACACUGUGGACUGCUUUGUCUCACGUCCCACGGAGAAAACGAUCUUCCUGCUCAUCAUGUACGCCGUCAGCGCCUUGUGUCUGCUUUUCACCGUGCUGGAGAUCCUUCACCUCGGCAUCAGUGGCAUUCGGGACUGCUUCUGCGCACCACGGCCUCGGCCUCCCACCCCCCGUCACCCAGCUCUGGCCAGCCAGAGGUCCUCCAUCUGCCGCCAGCCCUCUGCACCUCCAGGCUACCACACUGCUCUGAAGAAGGACCCAUCAGGAAAAAUGGGCUUCAGAGAUAACCUGGGAGACUCGGGUCGCGAGUCGUUUGGGGACGAGGCUUCGUCGAGGGAGCUGGAGAGGCUGCGCAGACACCUAAAACUGGCCCAGCAGCAUCUGGACAUGGCUUACCAGAACGAGGAGAGCAGCCCGUCACGCAGCAGCAGCCCAGAGUCCAACGGUACCGCAGUUGAGCAGAACAGACUAAACUUUGCCCAGGAGAAGCAGAGCAGUACAUGUGAGAAAGGUCUCCGUGCAUAGGUUCUCAACAGCCCAGCUGCCAUUAUAGAGUUAAAUUCACAUCAGGAUCAAUGAGCGGACAUAAGGGAAUCAAAGUGAGAGUGAGUGUGUGUUUAGGUGUGUGUGUGUGCGCAACAUGAAUUUGCUUGAGGUGGAUGAAGUCAGCCCAAGCCGUCCAGUGUUACGGCCAGUCAUGGUCGAGCAUCGAGUCAAACAAGGAGGAGAAUGGUCGUCUCAAUCCAGCAAUACUUGAGACAGCAGCCUGUCUGAAGAUCCAAAGUGCUUACAAACUACCGUCGAGCAGCAAGAACGGUUAAGGUUAACGUGUCCUUCUCCCUCAGGGCAGCUAUUCUUUUUUUAAAUAUUUUUAUUAUUACGAGACUUAGAGCUAUUAGUCAUUUUUAAGAGUUUGUCAUCUGUUGGAAGUUCAGUGAGUGCAUCUCAAGUUUGCCUUAGACCUAAACUGGAACUCUGUUUUAUGGCAUUUUUGUUGAGGCAAGGCCAAGCCAGUCGUAGUGCAAAAAAAGGUGUUUAAACUGUAAGAACCUUGUACUCUGUGAGGAAGUGAAACAGUGAGUGAGUGCGUGCUUGUAGAUGCAAACUAAAGGUUAACAGACAAGGCACCACUCAAUAAAAGAAAGGUACUGGAGUCAUUGUCGUGCUGAUGAAGACUUUCUGAGGUGUUAAAUGCAAACAAAUGUUUCUGUCGGUUGUUUUGACGAUGUUGGCGCCGCACCAGUCAACAUUCCGAAGCCUGGUGCCUCGAUGGUAACUGGAACACACUUGGGGUGCCUUUGUCCAAAGGAAUAAACAAACCUGGGUAAUGCUUGAAAAACAUGUAACUCUUGAUAUUGUCUUGUCAUGUUCAAACGUGUAUUUGAUACUGUUCUUUAUUUUUGUAUUAGUUUUGAGUAUUGUGGUAUUGAAAAGAGGCUCUGUCACUGUGGCUUAUUUUUGAUUUUCAAAGAAUGACAUUCACUGCUGUCUUAGCUCCCUAAAGCCCGAUUUAGCCCAUGGACCUGCGCAUUCUGAAAGUGGUUCAGUUUGAGUUCAGUUGUGACAGUUUUUUGCAUAACAAAAAUACUCAGUAACCUGCAUCUUAGUUUAUUUUUUACACAUCCCUUUUGACCAGCAAACGUUUCCCCUUUUCCAUACAGACCCAAAUUUAAUUGCAUCUGUUGGUUAAUUGAGGGGUCAUGUUCCAUGUCUGAAAGUGCUGAUUUUUGGACUAGUGUUGUCACUGCUCCAGAGUCUCAAUGCGAGCUGUAAACCAUGUAAUCAUUUCAAUGUGAAUUCAAUGCCUUGAAUGCGCUCUACUAAGAUGCCAUCUUUUGUAUUUUGAAUCAUACCCACAGUGCCAUUAGUGCCAACUCAAAUGUUGUCAUCUCAAGUUAUUUUUGAGCAAUGCUUUUUGUACUUUUUAUACUUUUUUGUAUUGAUAGUACUUUGUGGUUAGUUUUUAAAAUAAAAUUUUUCAUCAAAUACCA
This is a messenger RNA of Chelmon rostratus (copperband butterflyfish), 2800 nucleotides long. RefSeq names its product gap junction protein gamma 4b (gene gjc4b). Gene Ontology annotation, cellular component: connexin complex. The record is from RefSeq and is a predicted model, not a curated record. NCBI's taxonomy places the organism in Eukaryota, Metazoa, Chordata, Actinopteri, Chaetodontiformes, Chaetodontidae. The transcript has 3 exons. Gene Ontology annotation, biological process: cell communication. The coding region runs from base 174 to 1334 and encodes 386 amino acids.